UCUCCUAGGAACGCGAACUAGCGAAACUCAAAACAAAGGAUCUAUAAUCUAUUCGAUUUAUUAGAUGUUCUAGCUGAAGCUAAUUCUUCAACAUGUCCGCCGUGACUCCCAACUCCUGCGUGGAGACGCCCAAGGCGCCGGAAUGGCUGUCGAAGCUGGAGAGCCGUCGAGAGCAACUGAAGCGCUCCAAACUGGGACAUGAAGCCGGAGCUGGAGCUCCCUGCGCGGAGUGCAAGGACAAGUGUCCUGGCCUGGAUUUGCACUUCUGGCGCAAAGUGUGUCGCAACUGCAAGUGCCCGAAGAAUCAGCAUGUAUGUCCAGACGACGAUGACGCGACAGGUUGGGCGCAGUUCGAGAUUUUGGGGCAGAUCAGGGCCAAGCCAGCAUACAUCAAAAUCAAAGCCCUGGCCAGUCAACCAGUUCAACUAGAGUGGGUGCCACCAAAUGCCGCUCCGGAUGUGGUUACAGACUACAUGGAGAAAUUAGGCACAGCUCGCAUACCUGUGGCUGGAAGUGAUGCUGCACUUAAGCGGAAACUGCAGCUUGAGCUCCAGGUGCCUCCGCACGAUCUGGAUGCCGCCCUGUGCGAUGGAUUGACGGAAACGGAGGCCAUCCAACUGCAGCAGUAUGUCCAGAAGUUACGAGAGCAAUGCGUCGGUCAGGGCGUGGUCGUGCGUCUGGGUGAUCGUCUCAAUCAUGCCCUAGUGGAGCAUGUGGCCCCCGGUUCGAUAGCUUCCCAUGAGGCGUCUAAAACAUGGCAAUCUUUGGGUCUCUCACCGGUGGCCGAUGACACUCUAAACGAACUUUUGGCCAAUCCCAAGGUAGCGCAGGCUUUGGCCAGUCCACCCAGCGCGCAGCCCAAGCUGCUCGUGGCUUUUUCAGAGCCCUUAUCCGACUCCACAGUUCAAUUCGAGGAAAACGGAGCUCUGCGGGCUCAAACCCGGGAAAAGCUUUUGGGGAUCAGCAAGCCAGCCUUGCAGAGCCUUGUCAGUCAUGGCGCUAUCUACGACAAGGUGCUUGGAAUUUUACAGGAAAAUAAGCUGAACAUUUCGAGGGAUCCGAAACUAGGUCCCAUUUCCGAGUUUCGUAAGGAGUAUGUGAACAAUCCCCAGUUCAGGGCCGAGAUCAACAGCAUUUGCCCGCAGCUGCCCAUGACGCCAAUGAAAUCAUCUCCAGGCACCCCCUUCAACUCUCCGUUGCCGCUAAAGAACCCGGUGCAGAUCAGAUUCGGAGCACAGAUGCGCCAGGAUACGCCCAUGCGUCGGGUCAAGUUUGGCGGCGUAUCCACUAUUGUUUACGAUUGCGGACUGCCCGCCAAUACGGAUUACGAGCGGGAUCCGGUCUUUGCGCAGAUCCUCCAGGCUGAGCCGCUUAAACACGCGUUGCAGGAAGCGCGGGCUGGUCGUAAUCCGCCCUCGGUGGUUAUUUCCAACAUUUCGGCUCCUGUGGCGAGUCUCGCGGACCUUAAAGGCCUUACUUCUGCCACUAAGGCACAGCUCCAAUCCGUGGGACUGGACAGAGACAUGCUGCAGUCCGCUGUAUCUAACGCACCUUACUAUGAUCGUCUUUUUCGUUCGCUCCAUGACAAGGGCAUCUCGCAUGAACAAUGCCAAUUGUUGCAGCCACUUAAACAAGUGCACGACUGGCUGCUGGAUGACGAUCAGUUGCUGGACGAGAUAGACAAGGUCUUCGCUGAUAUGGCUAAUGGAAUGAAGGAUAUUUCAUAUCCAAAACCCAGUCUUGGCGAGAUGCCCACAUCGCAGAGUAGCGAUUCUGGCUUCCACUCGAAACCCCCGACUCCGGGAUACGGCAACGAGGAUCUAACCGCAGGGCAGGGCAGAUUCGCCAGCAUUCCCGGUAUAGAGGACAUGAACAUGUAUCCAGGUUGCGCCGGCAUGCCAGAGCAGUUUCAGCAGUUGCGUCUCUACGGAGAGAAUGCUCCAGGCAAAGUUCUUUCAGAUGCUGAGCGAACCAUCAUGUGCGCCGACUGCUUUAAACCCAUUGUUUAUGGCGAAGUGGCCGUCAAGGCGGAUCGUGCUGGAAAGGAGAUCGCCUGGCAUCCAGGCUGCUUCAAGUGCAUCACAUGUCGGGAACUUUUGGCUGAUUUGGUGUACUUCUUCCACCAGGGGCAGGUAUUCUGCGGUCGCGACUUGGCCAUUAAGCUGAAGAUCCCGCGGUGCCGAGCCUGCGAUGAGCUGAUAUUCACCAAGGAGUACACGGCAGCUGAGGAGGCGACCUUUCACAUCAAGCACUUCUGCUGCUAUCAGUGCGAUGAGCCGCUGGCCGGACAGCAGUACAUCGCGGAUGAGAAGUCCAACAUGCCGCUGUGCCUACUGUGCUAUGACCGCUUGUUUGCAGUGUGCUGUCAACGCUGCAAAACAGCAAUCGGACCUGCGGAUCAGGGUGUGGCUUGGGGCGAUGUCCACUGGCAUGCCAGUUGCUUUGUCUGUGCAGGAGCCCAGUGCUCGAAGCCGCUGAUAGGAGGACGUUUUUGCGUGAAGGAAAACAUGCCCUUUUGCAGUCCCGCCUGCGUGCGAAGCGUUGUUAAUUGAGGCAGCUAAGGAACCACUCCAGUAUUCGUAUUCAUUUAAUAUACAUGCACAAAGGAUCAAAGACAUAAUAACCCGGUAUUUGAUGUUCAAUAGAUGCCACAGACUCAAAG
Messenger RNA from Drosophila rhopaloa, 2662 nucleotides. RefSeq lists its product as uncharacterized. The transcript has 4 exons. Gene Ontology annotation, molecular function: zinc ion binding. Bases 93 to 2552 code for a protein of 819 amino acids. NCBI's taxonomy places the organism in Eukaryota, Metazoa, Arthropoda, Insecta, Diptera, Drosophilidae. The record is from RefSeq and is a predicted model, not a curated record.